GUGACCCUAUGCAUUAACGGGAUGGGAUACUGAUUAUUCAAACCUAACCCCCACAGUAGCCGUUUCUCACUUAGACCAUAUGCACACUGAUCUUUUCUUGAUUUUACAGUCACGGGAUCAAUUUGUAGUCCCUCUCAUCCAUUGUUUUGGUUUGCGAAGUCUCAGAGAAAGAAACGUCUGAGGACAGCUUAGCUGACUUUGAUCUUUGGCAGCAGACGGGCCAGACUGGUUGGUGCAUCUCUCAGCAGAAGGGCGGGCAUCGCCAUGGCCAGCUUUCAGAUCCGGAAGUACCGUGACGAGGACGAUGAGGUGGUGAAGGAGAUCUUCACCAUGGGCAUGAUCGAGCACGUGCCCUCCUCCUUCGUGCACGUGCUGAAGCAGCCGCUCACGCAGAUGGUGCUCACGUGCGUCUUCUGCGCCCUGCUGGCCAGCUCCAAGUCCUUCCUCCUGCCCGUGCUGGCCGUCACCCUGCUGCUCGCCGGCGUCCGCCAGCUGGUCAGCUACCUCUUCACCAGCUACAUCGACACCUCGCUGAAGGAGGACCUGCGCUCCAUCCGGGAGGCCUACAUGGAGAAGAAGGACGCCUGCUUCUGGGUGGCGGAGAGCGAGGGCAGGGUGGUGGCCACUGUGGCCUGCCUGCCCUGCGCCGCGCAGCCCGAGUGCAUGGAGCUCAAGCGCAUGUCCGUCCGGCGGAGCCACCGCGGCCUGGGCAUCGGCAAGGCCCUCUGUCGGACGGUGGCGGACUUCACCCAAGAGCGCGGCUACCCGGCCGUGGUCCUCUUCACCUCGGUGGUGCAGACGGAUGCCCAGAAGCUCUACGAGCACAUGGGCUACUCCAAGAUGAGGCAGUUCGUCAUACCAAGCCUGGAAGGCAGGGUCACUAACUUCUCUAUCAUAGAGUACAGGUUAGAGGUGCAGGAAGGGAAAAUAAGCUAAAAGGAGUUCUACGGGUGAUGACGUUGGGCAUAAAAUAGUGUUGCUCACUUCUAAUUGACCAUAACCGCUGAUCUGGAUAUGGUUCUCAUUCUCUGCUAAGUAAAUGCAGUGGUCAUUUUGUUCAGUGGUCAUUAUGUACACUCAAUUGAAACAAAUAUUAAUGGGAAACUAUAUACACCAAUUUUAAGAGACAAAUAUCUGAUAGUAAGGAUAGCUUAAAUAUAUGCCUCUCUGCUUUACUGUGCGAAGAUGCGUGCAUUUUACUUUCAAACGCGCAAACCGAUCAAGCUAGAGAGGAGCUGAAAUGGUCACACGAUCUUGAGUGCGCACACCUCUGCGACACUUAACUGCGGGCACAGCAGCUGGAAAAUCAGACCAUUUCUUCCUCAACCCAAAGCCAGUCAUGUAAUGAACUCCAAAUCCGUCCAUGCAGUUUUUUCAGCUCUCUCUUCGUAGACAGACAGGCAGACCCAGGGGCGAUCACAGAAGCUCCACUACCACCUUUUCAGUGUGGAGGUAAUCCACAGAUCUCCAUAACAGACCAUGCCCUGGGUGACAGUUUAGCUGCAGGAAUGGCUGAGGUAAACAGAGCCAAAGUAAAUAUAUUCAUGUUAAUUAACCAAAUGUUUUUGUUCUCAAGGACUAACGUCUGGUCCACGUAGCGUGGUACCUGCAGUUGUCUUCUGGCAGUCAGAUCUACAAGUUUGAAAGUUAAUUUAAUUACUCCUUCAACUGUAUCUGUUUUAAUCUUUGUGUACUGAGUGUGAGAAUGAACAUAUAUUUUGUAUGAAUGUACGUUUUUAAGAAAAUUAAGCACUCAGAUUUGGAAUCAAUUGGUUUUGUCAAAUCGAUUAAUUGAUCAUAAAUGACCAUUAAAGGCUUGAGUGACAUUUUUUACAUCCCAUCAUUAGUCAGAGAGGUCAUGAGGCACAGGCAGUGAGGUGAUUGGACCUUGUAAAAAGAAUGGCUAGGCACCGUCAGUAUGCUGGAGACUGAGCUAAGUUUGAGCGUGAUCCUGCAGUUUCUGAAGUGUUAACAGCCAGUAAUUUCAUUAGUCCCUCAAGGAUAUCAUAGACAGUUAUGAAUGAUCAUCAUUUCUCAAAUUGAUGCCCACAAUUUUUAUGCCCAGAAACAUUUAAUUUGUUUAUUUGCACAUGGUUUAUUUUUCUGAAAACAUACAUGCAUAAAUGAUGAUACUUUAUGAUGGUCAGUAUAAAUCUAACCCUGAUAGCUUGUAGUGUCCUAGAAAGCUAUGAAUCUAUGGUAAUGCACACCAUAACAGAUGUGUCACAUUAACUGUGAGUAUAUGCUGUGUAAU
Messenger RNA from Megalops cyprinoides (Indo-Pacific tarpon), 2254 nucleotides. It is a transcript of the gene nat8, whose product is annotated as N-acetyltransferase 8. The record is from RefSeq and is a predicted model, not a curated record. The coding region runs from base 265 to 936 and encodes 223 amino acids. The transcript has 3 exons. Gene Ontology annotation, molecular function: N-acetyltransferase activity. NCBI's taxonomy places the organism in Eukaryota, Metazoa, Chordata, Actinopteri, Elopiformes, Megalopidae.